Molecule: messenger RNA, 2259 nt
Organism: Vanderwaltozyma polyspora DSM 70294
Lineage: Eukaryota; Fungi; Ascomycota; Saccharomycetes; Saccharomycetales; Saccharomycetaceae
Gene: NAM2
Product: leucine--tRNA ligase NAM2
Exons: 1
Biological process (GO): mitochondrial translation; leucyl-tRNA aminoacylation
Cellular component (GO): mitochondrion
Molecular function (GO): leucine-tRNA ligase activity; ATP binding; aminoacyl-tRNA deacylase activity
Source: RefSeq, a predicted model, not a curated record
AUGUUGAUACGGGGUUUGAGCAUUGGUAAAGGCCCUUUGUUAAGGAGGUUUUAUCGAGUAAGCUCGAUUCUGCAAAAUGUCAAGGGUGAUAAUAUAGUUAGUGAUUCAAAUUUGGUCAAUGUUGGUAAGAAAUGGGAAAAUAAGGUUAGAGAUUGUGUUGAAUUGAAAAAUGAUAGUAGUUCUAAGGAUAUAUAUGUUCUAUCAAUGUUUCCGUAUCCUUCAGGUACUUUACAUUUAGGACAUUUACGUGUGUAUGUUAUUAGUGAUGUACUAAACAGGUUUUAUAAACUUAAUGGUUACAAUGUACUUCAUCCAAUGGGUUGGGAUUCAUUUGGUCUGCCUGCAGAAAAUGCUGCUAUCGAAAGAAGAAUUAACCCUGCGGAUUGGACUAUUCAAAAUAUCUCUAAAAUGAAGGAUCAAAUGAAAUGUAUGUUGGCUAAUUUUGAUUGGGAUAGAGAAUUGAGUACUAGUAGUCCAGAAUAUUACAAGUUUACUCAAUGGAUCUUUUUGCAAUUAUUUAAACAAGGUUUAGCUUACAGAAAAGAGGCCGAAAUCAAUUGGGAUCCUAUAGAUCAAACUGUUCUAGCUAAUGAACAAGUUGAUGCAGAGGGACGCUCUUGGAGAUCUGGUGCUAUCGUUGAAAAAAAGUUAUUAAAACAAUGGUUCUUGGGAAUUACGAAAUUUGAGAAACAGCUAAACCAUGAUUUAAAUUCUUUGACAAAUUGGCCAACAAAAGUCAAGGCAAUGCAGAAACAUUGGCUUGGGGAAUCACAUGGUACUGAUAUCAUCUUCAAAUUGAAUGGUGAACAUCUAAAUUCUGUUGAGAUUUUUACCACCAGAGCAGAAACAAUUUUUACAGUGCAAUUUUUGGCAUUAUCUUUGAACCAUGAGAUAACCAAAUAUUUCUCAGAAAAAGAUUCAAAUCUAAAGCAAUUUCUGGGGAAAACGUUUCUUGAGGACUCAAAGGAAGGUUAUCGAAUAAAUGAAUUAUAUGCAAUUAACCCAAUUACAAAAGAAAAAAUACCUGUAUUUGUUGCUCCUUAUGUGCUGGACACUUAUGGACAUGGAGCUGUAAUGGGCUGUCCUGCCCAUGACGAACGUGACCGCGAAUUUUGGUUAACAUUAGGUAAUAAGCAUAUUAAAGAACCUUGUUAUGGUAUGCCUUUAGAUAAUGCUGAUCUUAAGUCAAACGGGAAUUCAAAAAGCGGUGAAAUGAACGCUACCACUUCUGAAUUCCAAGGAAUGUCUUUCAAGUCAUGUAGACAAGAGAUUACCUCCAAACUAAGUACAUUGGGUUUGGGCAAAACUGCUGUUAAAUAUAAGCUAAGGGAUUGGUUGAUAAGUAGACAGAGGUAUUGGGGAACGCCUAUCCCUAUCGUGCACUGUUCUGAUUGUGGACCUGUGCCUGUUCCAGAAGACCAAUUACCUAUUUUGUUACCAAAGGUACCAACUUUAACAAAGAAAGGUAAUCCACUAGCAGAUGUGCCAGAAUUCGUUAAUACUAAAUGCCCAAGUUGUGGAAAUGCAGCUAAAAGAGAAACAGAUACAAUGGAUACUUUUAUUGAUAGUUCAUGGUAUUACUUUAGAUUUACUGAUCCAACAAAUGCAAAAUUACCUUUUUCUAAAGAAAAUGUAAAUAGAUACAUGCCAGUGGAUUUGUAUAUUGGUGGUGUCGAACAUGCAAUUUUACAUCUGCUAUAUUCGCGUUUCAUAGCGAAGGCUUUAGGUACAGCUGGUUUUUGGGAUGGAGCCAGUGUUAACUAUGAGCCUUUCAAAAAGUUGAUUACCCAAGGUAUGGUACAUGGGAAAACGUAUAAGGACCCUAAUAAUGGUAGAUUUUUGAAACCAGACGAAAUUGAAAUUGUAGAAAAUUCUAAGAACUCUGUAAUAAUCAAAAGCACUGGAGAAGAACCUGAUGUUUCCUUUGAAAAGAUGUCAAAAUCAAAGUAUAAUGGUAUUGAUCCUACUAAAUUUAUUGCAAAGCAUGGUCCAGACGCUACUAGGGCUCAUAUUUUAUUCCAAGCUCCUAUUGAGAAUAUCUUAAAUUGGGAUUCCCAAAAAAUUGUUGGUAUUGAGCGUUGGUUAAAUAAGUUGAUCAAUUUAACAAACCAAAUCACAGCAUUGGCUUCAUUUGAUGAGAAAUUUAGCACACCUGAUGUUUUAUCUGGUCCAAACGCCAAAUUUCAUAAUGAAUUUCAAACUUUAGUUCAUUCAAUAACAAUAUCUUUUAAAGAUAAUAUUUCAUUAAAUACUGUUUUC